GGCGCCGACGUCACCCAGGCCCCGCCCCCUGCGCAGCCGCCAUUUCUGGGAGGAAGACAAGGAAGGACGAGGAAGGGAAAUGAGGAUUCUAUGGAGCCACCUCUGGGGUGCAGUAAGGAUACCAUUAAUAUAGGAAGAAGAAGAAAUCCUCUCAAGGUGAUGAUUUUGUUGAAUUCUUGACCUCACUUACAGAUAAGAAAGAAAAAAAGAUGAGCCAGGGAUUUAUAUUGCAAUUCAACACCAAUAUCACUGUUGAAAUGGAGGACAAAGCUUCUGAAGGCCUGGAGUAUGGAAAGUGUUUCACAUGGAGGGAUCAUCUGCAGCAACAUGAAAAUAUUCCUACUGCGGAAGAGCACUAUGAAUUCAUAGAAUGCGGAAAAAACACUCAUAAUUCAAGUCUAGAUAGAUAUCAAAUGACUCACACUGGGGAGAAACCCUAUAAUUGCCUGGAGUUUGGACAGAGUUUCACUUGGAAUUCAGAUCUAUAUUCACAUCAAAAUAUUCACACUGGGGAGAAACCCUAUACAUGCCUGGAGUGCGGAAAGAACUUCACUGAGAAUGGAAGUCUACGUUCGCAUCAAAGGAUUCACACUGGAGAGAAACCCUAUACAUGCCUGGAGUGUGGACAGAACUUUACUCGGAGUUCAGAUCUACGUUCACAUCAAAGGACUCACACUGGGGAAAAACCCUAUACAUGCCGGGAGUGUGGACAGAGUUUCACUCAUAAUUCAGGUCUAAGUUCACAUCAAAGGACUCACACUGGGGAGAAACCUCAUACAUGCCUGGAGUGUGGACAGAGCUUCACUCAGAUUGGAAAUCUACGAUCGCAUCAAAGGACUCACACUGGGGAGAAACCCUAUAUGUGCCUGGAGUGUGGACAGAGCUUCACUCAGAUUGGAAAUCUACGAACGCAUCAAAGGACUCACACAGGGGAGAAACCCUACACAUGCCUGGAGUGUGGACAGAGCUUCACUAAGAAUGGAAAUUUACGUUCGCAUCAACGGACUCACACUGGGGAGAAACCCUAUAAAUGCCUGGAGUGUGGAAAGAGCUUCACUCAGAGUGGACAUCUACGUUCACAUCAAAGAACUCACACUGGAGAAAAACCCUAUACAUGCUUGGAGUGUGGACAGAGCUUCUCUCAUAAUUCAGGUCUACAUACACAUCAAAGGACUCACACUGGGGAGAAACCCUAUAAAUGCCUGGAAUGUGGACAAAGCUUCACUCGUAAUUCAAGUCUACAUUCGCAUCAAAGUACCCACACUGGUGAGAAACCCUAUACAUGCUUGGAGUGUGGACAAAGCUUCACUCUGCGUUCAGAUCUACGUUUACAUCAAAGGACUCACACUGGGGAGAAACCCUAUAAAUGUCUGGAGUGUGGACAGAGGUUCACUCAUAAUUCAAAUCUACGUUUGCAUCAAAGGACUCACACUGGGGAGAAACCCUAUACAUGCCUGGAGUGUGGGCACAGAUUUACCCGGAGUUCAGAUCUACGUUCACAUCAAAAGACUCACACUGGGGAGAAACUCUAUACAUGCCUGGAGUGCGGACAGAGCUUCACUCAUAAUUCUGGUCUACGUUCACAUCGAAGGACUCACACUGGUGAGAAACCCUAUAAAUGCCUGGAGUGUGGAAAGAGUUUCACUGAGAGCGGACAUCUACGAUCACAUCACAGGACUCACACUGGAGAGAAACCCUACAUAUGCCUGGAAUGUGGACAGAGCUUCACUCAGAGUGGAAAUCUACGAUCGCAUCAAAGGACUCACACUGGGGAGAAACCCUAUAUAUGCCUGGAGUGUGGACAGAGCUUCACUCAGAGUUCAAGUCUACAUACACAUCAAAGAAUUCAUGCAGGGGAGAAAUCCUAGAAAUGCAUGGAGUGUGGAAAGAGCUUAUCUGAGAGAUGAAAUCUACAUAGACACUGGACUCCAACGACACACUAGUGUGACAUUGUACACAGUUUGGAAAGCUCUGAUGUGAUACGUAGAAAGACAAUGCUCAUUAAUGCAGAAAAAGAAGAACACACUGUUGGGAUAUUUUUAUGAUGUUGUGGUGCUUUUGAAGAAAUACAGAAAAUAUUGGAUUGAAAUGCAUAUGAUAUGGGAUGAAAAUUGUACUAUUUAGAUUUACAUAGGAAUGCUGGACAGUCAUCUAGAAAUAACAUUUGGAAGAUGCCUAGAAUAUAUUAUAACUGCAGCAAGCAUCAUUUCUCCUCAGAGAUGGGAGGGAGUCAUUAUCCCACACAAGAAGAAUGAUUGAUGAAAAUCCGCGACCAAUUUGAGA
This is a messenger RNA of Anolis sagrei ordinatus, 2283 nucleotides long. NCBI's taxonomy places the organism in Eukaryota, Metazoa, Chordata, Lepidosauria, Squamata, Anolidae. The record is from RefSeq and is a predicted model, not a curated record.